CUUAGUGGGUUAAGGGCACCGCGGCACAGCCAGGAUGGCUGUGGUAUCGCUACUGUUGUUUGGGGGUUUGUGGAGUGCUGUGGGAGCGUCCACUCCGGCUGUCGUUACAUGCGGUUCUGUGGUAAAGCUACUCAAUACGCGCCACAACGUGCGACUGCAUUCACACGACGUGCGCUAUGGGUCAGGUAGUGGGCAGCAGUCAGUGACAGGUGUAACCUCUGUGGAUGACAGCAAUAGUUACUGGAGGAUACGGGGGAAGACUUCCACAGUGUGUGAGAGGGGAACACCCAUCAGAUGUGGCCAGCCCAUUCGGCUGACACAUGUCAACACUGGUCGAAACCUCCAUAGUCACCACUUCACCUCACCUCUUUCUGGAAACCAGGAAGUGAGUGCUUUUGGUGAAGAAGGUGAAGGCGAUUAUCUGGAUGACUGGACAGUGCUCUGUAACGGGCCCUACUGGGUGAGGGAUGGUGAGGUGCGGUUCAAGCAUUCUUCCACCGACGUUAUGCUGUCUGUCACAGGAGAACAAUAUGGUCGACCCAUCAGUGGGCAAAAAGAGGUGCAUGGCAUGGCUCAGCCAAGCCAGAACAACUACUGGAAAGCCAUGGAAGGCAUCUUCAUGAAACCCAGUGAAUUGUUGAAGGCAGAAGCCCACCAUGCAGAGCUCUGAGUUCAGAGACUGUGAGCCACUGUCACCACACUGUUCAUAGACAUCUGCUGCUGCUUCACCCUGGGAUCCCUGCCACAGGUCCCCUGGUCAUUGUCCAUGUUACCACUGAGAUGAAGAUGGACGGCAGAAAACAGUGACUGUGUUAGGAGGCUUCAGCCCUUCACAGUUGAAGUGGUUCUCCCACUUGGGUCUGUUCUUUCUGAGUGCAAGACUUAUUGGUGAAGGAGCAGGUGCUUUUUAUUCACACUAAUAAAACAGAAACUAAGGGAGACAUCCCUCCUAGCUGGGAGAUUUUUACUCUUCAAAAGCUUGGCAUCAUGGAUUAUUAAUGUGUGUGACUUUUUCCCUGUUUUCUUUCUCCAGAAUGAUAAAAAAGAAUUUCAUUGUUAGUCACUGUGUUGUCAUUUAUUAGGUGUGCUAUUUCAUGAUGUAAUUAAUCCUUGAGUCCUGAGAGUCACUGCUAUCACUCUUUUGAAAUGCUGGGAACCAUUGGUGUGGGGCCCUUUUAAGAGCCUUACUUGCAUCCAUAUUUUUUCUUUCUAUUUUGACUUGUCCUCUAGCACUUCAUCUUUACUGGAUUUUUCACUAAUUAUGGCUAAAGAUCCUCAAAAAAUACAGCUUAAUAAAUAGCCAAUGAAAUGUUUUACUCUGAA
Miniopterus natalensis is the source of this 1323-nucleotide messenger RNA. It is a transcript of the gene SDF2, whose product is annotated as stromal cell derived factor 2. The record is from RefSeq and is a predicted model, not a curated record. Lineage: Eukaryota; Metazoa; Chordata; Mammalia; Chiroptera; Miniopteridae.